AUGAAGCUUCUUCUCUUCACAGCAUUUGUAGCAACCAUCAGCUAUGUUAAUGCAGGCAAGACUGCGAGGCUGCUAGCAGCUAUAAAUGCUAUGAACGCUAUGAAUGCUAUGAACGGAGGAGCCUUAAAUGGAGGAAACCCUGGGAUGCUGCUCGGUGGUCUGAACCCACCUAUUGUAGCUGGUGGUGGAGCAGGUGUCGCUGGGCAGCCCCAGUUUGCUCAGUUUGUUCCUCGAAUUCCUGCUUUUGUUGUCCCGGCUCCCAUUGCCAAUUUCUACCCUGUCCCUGGAGUCAAUGCGGUUCCUUUCAUGGGAGUACCCCAAAUGGCACCAAUCAAUCCUCCUCCACAACCUCUGGUGGGGAACACAGGUGCUGCUGCACCACAGCAGCUUCCAGUUCAGCCUGAUCCAGUCUUAAGAUUCAGGCGUCAGAUUAUGAAAGCGGUAAACACCUUGAAGAGUACUGUGGAUACUCAGGUUGGUGGCAAACUAUAUCAGACCAGAUGGAAGAGGUUUAAAAGGGACACGGACAAGGUAAGGAGGCAGACUCAGAAAGAGAAAUCAGAACCAGAGAAACGGACAAGCUUUGCUCUGCCGGUCCAGAUUGGUAUUAUUGCGAGCAAUAGCAAUGAGAUCCUGAGACUGAAUGGAUUAGCUCUUGCAGCUCUGGGACAAACGCAGGGCUCGUCAAUAUUACCACAGUUUGUGCUGCAGCAACAGCCCGAGGUGUUGUUCACCCCACAGGUGGUGAACUUAAACCCUCAAGUGGCGGGUCCUUUUGGGCCCCAGGGACCCCAACUGCUGGUCCCCAACCAGGGCAACCAGCUGACACCUAUGCUUCUCCCCAAUGGCCAGCAAGAGCAGCUUGGACCUCCACAAGACCCCAACAAUCCUAAUGUUCCUCAGCAGGCCCAAAACCCUAUGCAGAUGUUUCCACAGUUUCAGUAUCCAUCUUAUGGAUAUCCUCAGCUUCGCAGGCAUCAGAGUUUCCCUUACUUUGUACCAGCUUAUGGCUAUCCCCAGCAGAGGAAUAAUGCAGUGCUGCAGCCCAACAAAGGCCAGCAGAACCUGGAGAGAACAACACAGAGACCACAGCUCCCUCUGCAGCAGGCUUCCAAGCCAAAGCUACAGACAGAGACAUGGCCACUGGGGUCAAAGAAAGAGCCUACCACAAUUCCUCCUGACCCUCGUGGUGACACAUCUGGCCCCGGAGUUGAUGAGGGCCAGGGUAACUUCCCAUUCCUGUUUGAGCCGUAGACGUCACAGCAACAAGAUCAUUAGGCAAAAAAUGAAUUACCUUUUAUUUGGUCACAGCCUGACUGAAACUUACUAGAAUUUUUUUCACUG
Molecule: messenger RNA, 1344 nt
Organism: Archocentrus centrarchus (flier cichlid)
Lineage: Eukaryota; Metazoa; Chordata; Actinopteri; Cichliformes; Cichlidae
Exons: 17
Coding region: 1-1254 (417 amino acids)
Source: RefSeq, a predicted model, not a curated record